AUGCUUUCUAUAUUGUUUUUUAUAUCUUUAUUUCCUUUGGUUAAGGCUGAUGAUAAUUGGGAUGAUUUCACGAAUAAUCUUGCUACGGACUUGGCUCCUCUAAUCACCUUGUUCGGCGAACGACUUACGAAACAAUUUCUCUCCGAGUCGAUUAGCACACUCGAUAAUGUAAUAUUCGCUCUUUCGCCGCUAGGGGUAUUGACCGCUGUCGUGUCGGUGAUCAGAAUCUGCGGAAGUUCUUCCCUUAGGGCAUUCGUCGGACGAGCACAAGAAGGUCCAGCCGAAGCCGAGAGCGAACUUCUUCCUUGUGUUUCAGAAUCCACUGCGGAGCUAUUCAAUGAUGGCGGCAUCACGCGAGUCUUUGGCCGGCCCAAAAUUUUGGAGAUAGUUGCUUGGGAGGAUGUGGACCAUAGGACUGGAGAGAAGGGGACAAAAAUUGGCACUUUGAAAGAUGCCCUAAAAGAAAAGGCUUGGUCUUGCAACGGCAAAGUCUCACCCAGCGAGCUUCCUGAACUGGACAUUCCUAAUCUGUCAUUGAACAAGGGAAUCAAAAGGAGAGAUCAAUUUUGGUUCCAUUGUGCCGCAAUACUUGGUGCUAUACUGCAGCUCGGCACUAUUCUGUACGCUACACUCACGGUGUUUGUGUUUCCCCAGCAUUUCCAGAAAGACGACAAAGCUGUCGCCUCAUACGCAUUCCCACUCUAUCUCAUCGGGACGACCCUUCUGUUUCUCGGGAUGUUUUUCUGCGCAUUUAUAAUGGAGCGUUCCUCGAAGGAGUUCUAUCUCAAGGCAGAAAAGCCAAGCAAGAUAUACUGGCUGCAGCCUGGUAAUCAAGAUGUAGGUGACCAGGUCUUCAAUGCUUUCUUAGCUGUCAAUGAAGGGCCCGACUCUUCAAUGACCAAGAAGCUUCGUUACAUUAAAUCAGUCAGAGAUCGAAGAUUUGACAGGAAAUAUUUGGAGAUUUACUCUACCCUCGCAUCGACAAUUAUGGGAUUCAUAUUCCAGUUCAUCGGACUGAGAGGUCUUCAUGCAUCUGUCAUCCUAGCUCAGUUGGGAUCAACAUUUUUGAUGUCUAUUAUACGCACUUGCCUUCGCACGGAAAGAAUGAAACCGGAUGAAAAUAAGAUGAGAGAUGAUCGGGAGCUCACGUCUCACAAACAGCAAGAGAUGGAUUGUUUUGCAUUUUAUCUCGAGAAAGUAGAGACUUUUGAUCUCGCCUUGAAGCCUGAUCGGCCAGCAAAUAUGCCUUCACCAAGAUUCAUGCCUCAUAUUGGACCCCCUUUGGCCAAGCGCUUAAUUCAAACCAGGACCCAGCUCGCGAGGCUCACGACUAGCUCAAAACAGGGUAUGGGGGCUGAUUGGGACGGGAUGCCUAUUUCCCAAAUGGCACACAACCUCGCAGAGACAAUCGAGUCGACAAUGGAUUUAGUGUCUAGUUGGGGGAUUGAGCUCGGGAAGACCUUUGAUUUCCGACUUAGCUUUAGGUGCAAGGAAGCCUCUCUAGGCUCUGUUACUCAAGCCCCUGGGACUUAUUCAAUCGGUCUUUUGCGAUGCGGUGAUGCUCUGAGGUGGAAAUUGGAUAUGAGCGAGCUAGAAGCGAUUCUAGGCUUGUGGACUUGGUCACUUUAUAAAUCAGAUGAACACUGGCAAAACUCAACAAUUUGCCGCCUCGUUGGAUUGAGUGAAGACGAGGCAACCAGAGAAGAAACAUUCCUCUAUUUUCACAAAUGGAUCUUCAGGCAAACGGAAGUGAGACUAGUGCCAUCUGCAGGGUAUGAUCAUUCCUCGCGGCUCUUCGGGUUUGAGCCCAAGAACUUUGCCUAUGAUGGGAAAGUCCUCGCUGUCAGGACAGCGAAUGAGCUCGAAGCCAUGGUAGCCCAGGAUAUCUAUAUUCAAUUCCUAAAGGAACUGUUUAUCAACUUGCAUGAUAUAGGCGGGGAUGUUGAUGUUAUCACUGGGUUACAAAACUCGUUUCUAGCUUCGAGUACUAGCAUCAAUGAUCUCACGCGUUGCUUUGAGAACAGCAAAUUGGGCUCAAGAGAGGAUGCAUUGCUAUGUAUUGUUCCCGUUCUCAAACAUCGACGCCUUUUACCAGACCUUGCGGCAGACUCAGCCAAGAUCAGGGCGCGCAGGGAACAAUUCAUUGAGCAAGGUGAUUGGAAAAGUGCCUUUGCCCUUCUCUGCUGGAUAUGCCAGCGGUCAGAAAGUUCAGAGUUUGAGCGAUCAGUGUAUGAACUAGGGUUCCUUUGCCGUAGGGCACUUUUGAGCACAAACAAAAACGUUCGCAAAGAAGGAUUGGAGCAGACAUGCGCUCUUCUCGCAUCCGACAUCAGAUAUGAAUUUAUUAAAGCCCAUAAGAGCUUACCGACCUUGCAUAGGCUUGUAUCCCAUGAUCGUGGGGAAUGGUGGAACUCGUUCUCGCGCCAGCUUGGGUGGGUUGCGUGGAACAUUUCAGCCAAUGUUCCAGGCAUGGCAUUCUGCCAACCCGCCUUGAAAUUGCUCAAUGUACCUGAGAAUCUUCAGGGAUCACACGAUGAGAACCAAGAUCCAGACACAAUCCAAAAGGGUGUUCGGGCUGUGAAAUAUUGGCUCACGUUGUCUAAGCUCGAUAACAUUGAGCGCGAAGGAUACGGCGAGGACGAAACUAUAGGCUUUGAAUGGAUGAUUAGGAAUAACUUCGAUGCUUUGUUGUAUUUCAAUUUGUUGCGAUGGGUGGAGCUUGGGGAAGACCUUCCCGUCCUUGUGCGGACUGCGUACAGUCUUGCAGCAAGGGCUAGAUCUGAACGAGCCGUUGAUAUACUUCACCGGCAGGGCGCAGACAUUGACACACUAGAUCCGAGCAAUCGUUCAGCGUUGAGUGAUCUGGUCUAUACCCAUGAUCUUGAGGGAAGCCGACUGUUACUACAACAUGGUGCGGACCCAAAUGGGAACAUGCAACAGUUGAAGAUCGCUCCACUUGCAAUCGCUGCUCAUGAAGGCUUUGACGACCUUGUAGCAUUGCUUCUACAGUAUGGAGCGAACACUGAGAUUGCAGACCAUGUUGGUCACCAUGCUCUCCAUUGGGCAGCCAGAAAUAAUCAUCUUGAUACUGCCCGGGUGCUAUUAUCCCAUGGCGCAGAGAUUGAUCCACUGGGACACGACAACUCAACACCGCUUCUAGCAGCUGCCAUGAAUCACCAUGUUCAGAUGGUGGAGUUACUCAUUAAAGCAGGAGCGAAUGUCAAUGCUCGAGGUCAAUCCGACAAAACUGCAUUGAUGCUAUCCAUGCAUGCAAGUAAUCCGAUCCCGAUUUUCCAGUUGCUCGUGGAUCACGGAGCUAGGCUUGAUUUACGUGAUUAUAAUGGAAUGACGGCUUUGGAACAUGCCAAAGAAUUUGGUUAUCUUGAAGCACUGUCAUUUUUAUGUCAGGCAUCAGAAGGGGGCAACAAAGAGCCCUCACCUUGA
Penicillium coprophilum is the source of this 3444-nucleotide messenger RNA. Its product is annotated as ankyrin repeat domain-containing protein. Bases 1 to 3444 code for a protein of 1147 amino acids. Gene Ontology annotation, molecular function: protein binding. NCBI's taxonomy places the organism in Eukaryota, Fungi, Ascomycota, Eurotiomycetes, Eurotiales, Aspergillaceae. The transcript is spliced from 3 exons. The record is from RefSeq and is a predicted model, not a curated record.